Lampris incognitus (smalleye Pacific opah) is the source of this 3370-nucleotide messenger RNA. RefSeq names its product YTH N6-methyladenosine RNA binding protein C1 (gene ythdc1). Gene Ontology annotation, cellular component: nucleoplasm. The record is from RefSeq and is a predicted model, not a curated record. Bases 189 to 2429 code for a protein of 746 amino acids. Lineage: Eukaryota; Metazoa; Chordata; Actinopteri; Lampriformes; Lampridae. Gene Ontology annotation, molecular function: mRNA binding; N6-methyladenosine-containing RNA reader activity. The transcript is spliced from 16 exons. Gene Ontology annotation, biological process: mRNA splicing, via spliceosome; regulation of alternative mRNA splicing, via spliceosome.
AAGACAAAGAUUAUAACAUCCGUUUUUCGGCAUAAUGGAUCCUCACUGAGGCAAAUAUAUUAAAACAAAAACAAAGCGAAACAAACGAGAAAAUAAUCGUGGACUUAUUUGCGUACCCGAACGUGGGGAAACAUCGGAGGUCCUCUACAAAACAACAAAAACCGAAACUCCGCGCUGCUUUCGGGACAAUGGCGGUGGACAGACGCGAGGAGAAAGAUGGGGAGCUGAAUGUCCUAGAAGACAUCCUGACAGAGGCACCAGACCAGGACGACGAGCUCUACAACCCAGAGAGUGAGCGAGAGCUCUGUGACAAAAAACCUCUGCUCCGCCUAGGGGCCAAGAGGAAAAGUGAUCACUCUGACAGCCUGGACCCCAAGAUGCUGCGCGCCUCUGGUCAUGCUCCCAGAGUCCCACAGUCAAACAAAAGGGGUCCUCCGCUACCCUCUUCAUCAAGUGGGAAGAAGCCCAUUGCCCCAAGGGGCCGCCCAGCACCCAGCUACAGACACGAUUACUAUGACGACCGAAGAGCCCGUGGGGCUGUCAGGGUUCCACGGGGUGUGGAGCAGACCAAGGCCCAUGGGGAUGAAGCCCCUACCCGCCGGAGAGACUCGGAGCGUGGGAUGGAAGGAGGGGCUCCCGGCCUAUCUGAGAAGCUCAGGCGCCCUGGAGAAGAAAGGAGACCCAGUCCUGCCCCCAAGGACACACACCAGUCAGAAGACGAGGAGGUGGAGGAAGAAGAGGAAGUUGCUGACGAAGAGGAUGUGGAGUUUGGGACUGAGAAUGACAGUGGCAGCUCCUCAGCUGGGGCCUCCCAUGUAGAUGAGGAGGAGGAGGAUCAAGAUGAUGAUGAGGAGGCACAGGAGGAGGAAGAAGAGGAGGAGAUGGAGGAAGAGGAGGGAGAGAAAGGAGAUGAAGAAGAGGAGGAGGAGGAGGAAGAGGAGGGAGAGGAAGAGGAGGAGGAAGAGGAAGACUAUGGCAGGGGAUCGACCAAUGAGGGAGGAGCUGACUAUGACACACGCAGUGAGGCCGGCGACUCACGCUCAGCUGGGGGCGGGGCCUCAUCCUCAGGAAGCUUCUCUGAUGGCGACUCGGUCCACUCGGGCUCUGCCUCUGCCUCUGGUUCGGAAAAGAAGCGCGAGAAGCUGUCUUCAUCUGUACGAGCGGUACGCAAAGGCAUGGAGAACCAGACAAGUAAACUGAGAUAUAUCCUCAGAGAUGCAAGAUUCUUUUUAAUCAAGAGCAACAAUCAUGAAAAUGUCUCUCUGGCCAAAGCCAAGGGGGUGUGGUCGACCCUUCCAGUAAAUGAAAAGAAGCUGAAUGCUGCCUUUCGUUCGUCGAGGUGUGUCAUCCUUAUUUUCUCUGUCCGUGAGAGUGGAAAGUUCCAAGGUUUUGCCCGGCUGUCGUCUGAGUCGCACCAUGGCGGGUCGCCCAUCCACUGGGUUCUACCAGCUGGCAUGAAUGCCAAGAUGCUUGGCGGUGUGUUCAAGAUCGACUGGCUCUGCAGGCGUGAGUUGCCCUUUACAAAAACUGUCCACCUCUCUAACCCUUGGAACGAACAUAAGCCUGUCAAGAUCGGCCGUGAUGGACAGGAGAUCCAGCCGGACGUCGGUGCCCAGCUCUGUGCCCUCUUCCCUUUGGAUGAGAGUGUUGACGUGCACCAGGUUGUCCACGCCAUCCGCCGCAAGCGCCGCACACCCUCGGAGCCCCGUCCCCGUGGGCGCCCUGCCCAUCGCGAGCCGGGAAGGCGUCGCACAGAAGAGUACGAUGUUCAUGGCAGGAAGCGCCCGCGUGUGGAAUAUCCCUCGGAGUACAACCAGCGCCCAGGUUUUGUCCAGGAUCUUCGUAACCAGCCCGUUGACAGGCGAUUCUCGAGUGUGCGGAGAGACGUUUUCCUCAAUGGGUCCUAUAAUGAUUACAUCAGAGAUUACCAUCAUGGUGUAGGACCCCCUGCCCCAUGGCAAGCUUUGGCACCUUACCCGGGCGUUGAGCAACCCCACCACCACCCCUACUACCACCACCACCAUCAUCACGGUCACCAUGGUCACCAUCCCCCGCCCCCACCACAGGCCCACCCACCUUACUCUGGCCACGCCCACCACCAUCACAGUGGCCACGCCCACCACCAGCCUCCAGCACCCCAGCAUGACGCUCGCUUCCGGGAGAAAAGGCUGGCGCGUGCCUCCUUCUCCUCAAGUCCGCAUGACUACGACAUGCGGGUGGAUGAUUUCCUACGUCGGACACAGGCGGUGGUGAGCAGCCGUCGUGAGCGUGAGCGCCAGCGUGAACGGGAGCGACCCCGUGACAAUGGUGCAGGAGGAGGAACAAGUGGCGGAGGAGGAAGUGCCAGUGGGAGGAGAGACCGUGAAAGGGAGCGUGGGCGAGAGAGAGACCGAGAAAGGGAAAAAGAGAGGGGGCGGUACCGGAGAUGAGGGGAGGGAGAAGUUGGGCAGGAAGGAUGUGGUGGAUUCAUGGGCUUCUGGAGAUGAGGGUUAUAUGUAAUUUUUAUGUCAAAAAUGGCUGUCGAAAGAAAUUUUGAAGGGCAGUGGACCACCAGGGUAUGGCAAAUGAUGCUACGUAGCUAGCCACACCACCAGUCUCCCGUCAUAGCUGUGACCAUAAUUUCUCAACAGUGGGUCUUUAUAGCAUUGAGAUAUUUAGUUCAGUAAUGAGUUGUAAUACUUAAGAUUACCUGACAUCUGCAGUUUGGCACACUGAAUGCUAUAUACUACACUACAUGGCAGCGGCGAGGAUUGGGCAGGGUGUGUGCCGUUUACCUUUCCCCUCGUUUGUUAGUGUUUAAUUACAUCCGGUAUGGUUUCGCCCUUAAACCCUGAAAACUCGGAGCUCUGCUUUUGUCCUGUAAGCAGGAUCGUUUUAUUUUGUUGUUGCAGAAAAGGACUGAGGCUCUCUGGAGUAGCUAGCAUGCCCGUUUCUGCCUGUUGUUUUUGAAGUAUUUUGUCUUUUUAUGACUUGAAAAAUAAUAAUGUACUAUACCUAGAAGUAAACUGUCAUGGUCAAUAAGAAAAAAAAAAACAAGCAGACAAAUUUGGAUAGUCUUUAAUAAACUUGUGUUUAUGUAAAAACAAAAACAGUGGUCAUCAGACACAGUUUUUUAAAAUAAAGUAAAAGUUUUUUGGCAUUUAUCUCCGAACACCAGUGGGCUUCUGCUAAGAUGGUGUCAGAACUAUUUUCCUCUGCUGUUGUUGACCAUGUGUUUCACGGGGUUAUCGAAGUUCAAGUUCAUGGCAUUAAAAGUUCAGUCUGUACUUGAUGCACACAGCGGCGCUGCGCCCCCUCCUGCCGUUGUUUUGAUCAGACUUUGUACACAUUGUUCAUUUUAUAACUCGCAAAAUUAAAGAACUCGCCAAUU